AUGCUGAUUGACCGCGACCAGUGCGAUGGCUUCGAGCAGUGGAGAAGCUUCGAAGCUGACAUCAAAGGGGUACCAGGCAUACAGGAAGGCCAGCAGCGGUUGCAGAACUUCAUGUUGGAUGAAAGUGGGCUAGACGCGACCAUUCCGACAGUGCACGCCAUGGACAGCUUCGUGCGACAGGCGAAUGACCAGACAAAGGGCGCCAAACCGCCACAAGGCAUUGAGGGGGCAAUGGCCCUAACCAGCCCCAACGACUUGAAGGUGGCUUUCGAGAUGCUGGAUGCAAGCAAAGAAGGCGUGCUUGGAAAGAAGCAGGCCGCGCAGCUCCACAAUGUUGCCAAUGCCGCAUGA
Molecule: messenger RNA, 351 nt
Organism: Symbiodinium necroappetens
Lineage: Eukaryota; Dinophyceae; Suessiales; Symbiodiniaceae
Source: the annotation of a GenBank genome assembly